AUGGAAAUUCCAGGUGUCUGGUCCCGACUUUUGCGGGUCAUCUUCGAUAAAUUUGACUUCGUGGUUGUGUACCUUGACGACAUUUGCGUCUUUUCCAAGUCGAACGCAGAUCACAUUCGGCACCUGCGCGAAAUGUUUAAGGUACGGCGCAAAGAGAAGCUCUACGCACAUCGGGGAAAGUGCUCUUUUGGCAAGGACAGUGUAGCGCUUUUUGGUCAUACAAUGUCAAAGAAUGGCUUGAGUGUGGAUCAGCGGAAGACAGCAGCUAUUGAGCAGAUGAAGGCACCAAGCACGCGAAAAGAUCUGAUGAGCUUUCUCGGAUUAUCUGGACACUAUCGACAAUUUGUCUGUGCUUUUGCACAAAUUGCACUAUCCAAUUCCGAAGCUCGUUAA
Messenger RNA from Peronospora matthiolae, 393 nucleotides. The record is from the annotation of a GenBank genome assembly. NCBI's taxonomy places the organism in Eukaryota, Oomycota, Peronosporomycetes, Peronosporales, Peronosporaceae.